AUGCAGCACAAGCAUUAUGGGAAGUACCUCAAGCUUAAGGAGCUCAAUGCUCCUGCAGGGGUGACAAAACUCCUCAAGAAUCCUGCUUUUCGCAACGCGCUCUCCGAAUUGAGGCAAUCGAUCACAGCCACUACAUUGGAGUCACAGAUGGAGCGCCCGAUCGAGCGUUUUGUGAACCGCCUAGGGCACAUCUUUGAUGCUUCAAGGUCACACUCGCAAAUUUCUGCACAAGCGCGACGGUAUGCAGUCGCUCAGAGCAGCACAUCGGUGCGUCUGAGCUCAGAGGUUGUCGUCCUUGGCGACAAGCCCGAGAAUGCUAUCAGACCCGACAUUACCCUGGGUGAUGUUCGGCCAUGUGAUCUGAAGCACUCGGAGUGCCGCAGCGGUGUCACAGCGCAUCCCGCCCGUAAGCAGUGGAGCGAGAUCUCGACGGUCAUAGAGCUCAAGCUCACAGCGACGUCGGAUGGCUCUCGCGAUUUGAUGGCGCAAGUCCUGACCUAUGCGCGCAUGCUUCUUUGCGACCAUCCUAUCAGCAAAGCGGUGUUUAUCGUGACAUGGUGCAAGGACGUCGUCAGAUUGUGGUGCUUCACCGCGAAUGCAUACACUGUCACACGUGCCCUUCGCAUUCAUGAAGAAGAGGACUUGCUCGACUUUUGCAUGGUCUUGCUCUUCUGCAUUAAAGACGAUCAAUUGCUUCAGAGGUGGAGGCCGGAUCACGAUAGUCGCUUCCUUCGGCCAAUCCAAGGAUCACGCCCUUUCCAGCUGUUUUCGGCGUCAGGCAACAAGAUGAACAUCUACGACAGGGCGAUGGUCAGACCUUCGCUCGUGGGAUCUAGAACGGCUGUCUUUCUACAUUGUCCGACGUCGGUGGACCUAGAAAAUGCGCAAUUGACGGAAGCCGAGCAUCGGGCACUCUUUUUCGAGGGCAAAUUGCUCUUCGUCAAAGCCUCGUGGCGCCCACCGCGCCUCAUUGGACACGAAUUGAACAUGCUGCUCCGGAUCCAAAGGGGCGAACAGCUCCUGAGAUCGAAGAAUCAUGCGUCCUGGCAGGACAUUGAAGCACCAACUCCCAUCGCCUUGCUGCCUAUGGAUUGGGAGACCUGGCCUGCUUCUGGGAGCCCGGCUCUGAAGUUAGACAUUCUUGCUUUCGCCCAACAUCAAGGUGUCGCCUUCGGCUAUAACGAUGCUGAAGCAGACCUGGCCCAAAUUUUUGGUCAAUUUGCUCGACAGCUUGCAGCGUAUGCUGAACUUGGUCUGCAUUAUCGGGACCUGAACCCUGGUAAUCUUCUCAUGACCCGCCGCCAAGGCUCGCAACGUGCUCGCCUUGUGCUUGCGGAUCAUGGGAAUGUGCGUGUGGGUGUUGCGCGCGAAGAGCUGAUGCCAACCUGCGAGGAGACGGACUGUUUAGGCUGGGCAGCGGACGAUACGCGCUCAGCCAACCAGCUUUUCCUUGCUCAUUCCACCUCAAAUUGCGGACGUCACGCUGCAUUGUUCCUGCUCGAGGAAAAAGCGCGUCACAAGUAUACAGCAGACUUGAAAACCCUCGAGUCGCUCGAGUCAAGCAAAAAGAACGAGAUCGUCCGUCUAAGAAGGGACAUCGAGGAAGCCUCGCAGAACAUGGCUAUCAAUCGAAAGAAAGCAUUCAUCAAGUCGCAUAGAUACAUCGAUGACUUGGAAUCGAUGAUCUAUCUCUACUUGUACACGAUCAGUUGCAGGGGUGGCUCCCAAAUCCGAGCAGAACUGCUGAGAACCCUCUCUGACAACCGGGCAAAGUCGGACUUCUGGACGUUACGUAGUAUGUGGGAAGAAAUCACGCAGAAGCUACGCUCAGAGUGCAAAUUGCCACCAGCAUGGAUGUCCGCCAUUGAUGAUGUGCGGCGGAUAGUUGCCAAGGCUCAGAGCCUGUUGCGCGGUUCCUUGGAACGACACUUUGACAGCCAUCAUUUGGAUUCUGGAAGGGUGCCAGAGCUGCCCCUUCAGGACGUUGAAGAUCAGUGUUUCAAGGACGUUGCUUCCGUCUUCGAUACCUAUCUGCACGAAGAGCACAUGGAACCGCUUGACCGCCUACGUCAGGCCCAAAGCACCUUCUGA
Ceraceosorus guamensis is the source of this 2091-nucleotide messenger RNA. RefSeq lists its product as hypothetical. Bases 1 to 2091 code for a protein of 696 amino acids. The record is from RefSeq and is a predicted model, not a curated record. The transcript has 6 exons. Lineage: Eukaryota; Fungi; Basidiomycota; Exobasidiomycetes; Ceraceosorales; Ceraceosoraceae.